CCUUCCCACUUUCACCAUCUACUUCACCCACACCGGGCACUAAUUUAUUAUAUUGUCUCGGGUUCUAUCCGCGGUACUGUCCGGCCGACCCCGCUUCAGUCUAGUCACGGUCUUUAUUGAUCAACAGCAGAUACAGCACGCUCCAGCUUGCCACUCUCCUUCCCGACCUCUUACAGCCACUGGGAAAAAACAACAUGGGCGGUUCGGUCUUCUCAUCCGGGCCAGACCCUUUGCGUACUCCUCGUAUGCCCAAGGACGUCUACUUCGACCGCAAGGAACGUAUCACAAGCAUCCUGCAAGAUCACUUCAAGACAGUCGAGACGCCUAUCGAGGGCCCCGAGAAGGAGGACUUUGGUGACAUUGACAUCGUGCUCCAUGGUAUCAAGUAUCGUAAUCAGUCCAGGGAGGAGAUCAUCGAGCUUCUCGAGUCCUCACUGUCUGCUGUGCGAUCCAAGGUUGUCAACCACGAAGAAAUCUCACUGAGCGUCGCCAUUCCGUGGGAUAUUGACUCCGACUCCGAGUCCACCUCCGACGGCUCCGUCCAGACUGCAAUUUACGAUGGUCCGGCCACGCCUCCUCCGCCUGUCGAUUACAUCCAGGUCGACCUUCGCGUGUGCGAUACUUUCCACCGUCUCGAAUGGGUCCUCUUUAAGCAUACCCACGGUGACGCCUGGAACAUGAUUGGCACGACCAUCCGCCCCUAUGGCCUGACCGUCGAUGAGCAGGCCCUGUGGCUGCGCAUCCCCGAAUACGAACACAUCAACCGUAAGCGAGCCCGCAUCCAGCUAGCGACAGACCCGUGCGAAAUUCUCGAUUUUCUUAACUUGGAUUCCGAUGAGUUCUUCGGUGGUCCGUUCAGAAGCUUCCACGAGCUCUGCGAAUUCGUCGCGCUUUGUCGCAUGUUCUAUGUCCCGCCGCUCGAGCACGCAUCCGACGAGGCUGGACCGCCUGCUGAAGAGCAAGACCGUCGCGAACUCAAGGCUAACGACCGCAAGCGGAUGAAAAUGCGUCCUGGUUUUCGACGCUGGAUCGAGGAGUACAUCCCCGAGUGCCGCAGGGAGGGGAAGUAUGUGCGUCGCAGGACGAACCGGGAGGAGAUCAUGUAUGAAUGUUUUGAUCGGUUCAACGUGGAGAGGAAGUACAACGCGCGGAAGAGGCAGCUCAUGGAGGAGCAGGAAGCGGACUACAUUUGGACGACACUCAUCAAGGGCUCGAUUCCGGCUCCUCCCCCUGACAACACCGACACCAAAGCGCAGCAGUACCGUGGAGCUCUCGUCAAGGCGCUGAAGAAGAUCCUGCUCGAAGAUGACAAGAGCUACGGGGUAGUCGCCCCGAACAUGCGGAACAGCGAGGGCUCCUGGGACAUAGAUAGAGUCAAGGCGUGGAUCGAAGAGGUCAAGGACACGGUGGGCAAGAUAGCGUACGAUCAGCAGUACGCUGCGUACCAGGAGAAGAAGGCUGAUCAGGCAGCAAACAAGGCAAACUAAUCAGAGUUUCGGUUCUCUAACAGAAGAUUCAAAAGGGCACAUGGUGGUCUCUAUGGAAAUGCGCGGUUGGCUCGUUGCGGGACAUGAAAUACAGAGUCUGGAAAUUAUAGUCGAUACCCACCAACUUUGCAAAGUCUUAACGCAA
Molecule: messenger RNA, 1632 nt
Organism: Emericellopsis atlantica
Lineage: Eukaryota; Fungi; Ascomycota; Sordariomycetes; Hypocreales; Bionectriaceae
Exons: 2
Coding region: 195-1487 (430 amino acids)
Source: RefSeq, a predicted model, not a curated record